AUGAUCGAAGCAAGAAAAAUUAAAUACUCGGCCAAACUAUAUGUGAAGCCAUUCAAUAAGAUAUUGUAUUAUAUUGGAAUUGACUGCAUUGUACGUAUACGACACUAUUUAAUUAUAGCAAAAUUCGAUUACCGUAUAAUAACCUCUUUUGGCAGUCACUGUUGUUGCAGACCUUUGCACUGUUCUUACAGAAUUUUUCACUGUUGUUUGAGAUGAACUGCACUGAAAUCAACCAAUCACAGUCGAGUAACUUUUUGUGCAUAUUCGUAUGUAUAUUUUUGUACUUUGAACACACUGUUUUAUGCUAUCUGCUUACGUUUUGUAUUUUAGGAAAAACUGCCGGUCUUCUUGGAUUUUGGGAUGAUAGCAAGGAUCAAGAAUUUUUAUUGCCAAACGGGAGCUUUAUUCACAAAAACUCAAGUUAUCGAAUACUUCACAAUGAAUUUGGCCAGAAAUGUAAGGUUUAAAUUUUAGUUUUGAAAAAUAAAAAAGUCAUGUUUGAAAAUAUUUUUUAGAAACAUUUUUCAGAUGUACUAGGAAGAAAACAAAUGGAAAAUUUUAAUAUGAAUUUUUACGUGAGAUUUUAUAAGAGUUACAACUGAAAAAUAAAAAUACAUGAUUAACUAAUUGUUUCAAAGCAAGAAAUUAAAAUUAAACUGAUAAACGAAGUAACAGUGAAAGUGACUCGCACAAGGAGUGUGCAGAUUGAAUCCAGUAUUCCAACUCCUAUAGAGAAUUGAAUACGUUAUCCUGAAUUUUAUAUAGUGAAUGUGUUAUAACAAUAUCUACAUGUAAAGUAUGGUACAUCUCACUAUUCCGAUGGACUAUGAAUUACAUAAGGUUAAUAUACACAACGUCAACCACUUCAGAAUAUGUUUAAAACAUUUUAUAUAGCUAGGUAUAAAAUCUUUGCGGGUUUUUACAUCAAAGUUUACUAGUCUUCAAACCCAAAAUGCAGAAGCUAAUACGACAGAUUUUAAAUAUGAACGAUAUGACUAUGUUUGCAGAUGGUUAGAAUAUUUCAAGUACUUGUUCAUUUUCGUAGUCCUUUGAAUCUAAUCAUUUGCAUUUUUGAUCAUUUGCAUUUUUGAUCAUUUGCAAUUUUCAUACUUGUUAAAAAACUCUGUCUUCUGAAUUGCUCAGAUCAUCUUUCGCCUAAUCGCCUUACAUGCAUGCCCUUGCUGUGGGCUUUACCUUUAAGUUUGAGCAUUUUCUAAUCGUCAAAUGAGGAUAUUAUUUUGUUUUGCAUAAAAUUUUGAUCCUUUUCUUCUCAAUCACAGCACUGCAACGACUCCCGAUCUUAGUAGCGGCUUAGGUGAUAUUAGCUCCACCCAUUGAUGUCCACCAUUUCACGUCAUUAUUACAAUACGUACGUGCAAGUUUGAUAGUACAACCUACUUUGCUGUACUUCUAACACAUACAAACGAGUUUCUAUAUACAGCUAUUUCAAUUAAGGUUGUCCACGAGCAAAGCGGAAAAGUCGAAUACGAGCGCGAAAGGCUGCUGGGAAUCGCUAACAAAUUAAUGAAUUUUCAAAGCGAUUCCCAGCAGGCUUUCGCGCUCGUAUUCGACUUUUCCGCUUUGCUCGUGGACAACCUUAAUUGAAAUAGCUGCAUGCCAAUUUCGGAAAACGAAUUGUAAUACCGCGGCUCGCAGGAGUACAAACCUAACUUUCCAAUCACUAAACUUAAUGUAGUUCUAUUUUUAUUGAUAUUUUCUUUCAUAUACUAUUGAACUUGCGUUUGUAAAUUUUCUGCAGGGAUUGUUGAAAGGAACAAGACCUUGUUUACUUAUCGAAUUGGAGAAAGUUAUGACAGUUUUCUUGAUCCCAACUUUACACCAGUCUUUCUGGAUGAAACAGCCUCACUUUUUUCCAAUUCCACUUUCGAGCAAGAAGCAAGGAAUGUUUGCGGGGAAAAUCGGGAAUGUUUGUUUGAUAUUGCUGUGACUGGAAAAACGAGGGUUGGUGAAGCAACGUUGGAAUCUUUCAAUGAACUAGAGCAGAGAACAAAUAACUCAAAAAUUGGUAAGCUGGUUGAACAAUUAUAAACUACUGUAGUUACCAUUAUGUUUAAAAUGUAGAUUUCGUAUAUUAUUUGUAGGAUGGCCAGAAAUCAUGGACAUGAUUUAUAAUUCGUCUUUUUCAGUAAUUUGCAUAUCACAUUGAAAAAUGGCUUCAACAGCAAACAGAAAAUUAUAUAACACGCGAACGUUGUUAAUUGAAAAAGCAGUGAAUAAAGUAGGUCGUUAAGUUUAGAGCUUGCUUCGAUCGCUGGUUGCAAAACAAAGUUUGUCGAAGACUAGAAGUACUAGUUUGUUGGUCUCAUGAUUUCCGAUAAUGCCUAUUCUGCAAUUUUAAUAUUUGUACGGAGGUUAAUUAAUUUGUACGACAUUGGUUGGUUUAACUCUAUAUAAAUGUAACACAAAGUAGGAAAUAAUGUAAACCAGGCAAACACCACACUAAAUAUUUCCACAGACUUAAUUUGGUCGGCAACCAGCAAUUGAGGCAAAGGGUUAUCGAUAGUUUGUAAAUUAAUAGGGAGGUAGCAUGCAUAACAUGCGCAUGUCCAUGAUUUCUGGCCUAAAAGUGUGUAAGUGUAUAAUAAGAGUUAUACAAACAAAGAUAUGUCGAGCACCGUAUAUGCAGACUAAGUACUUUAUUUGAAAUUUCCAGUUGCCGAUCCCAUUUACUUUGGUUGUGACGGUGUUGAGAACAGUGCUAAGAAAACAGAUUUUUGCGGUGUUUGUGGAGGUGAUAACUCAACAUGCACAGAUUGUGAAGGUCAGAUCAAACCUGGUUUUCUUAAAAAUGGAACAUGCGGUAAGUUUCUAGAUAUGUUUAUUGUUCAAUACUUCAGAAUGAUGAGACUUCGUGCCUAAUACUAAUUAAAAUAUGAUACAUGUACAUAAUUAAAUUAUAUGCAAUCUCUUAUUUGCCCAACAUUAAUAAAAACCUUCAACGAAAUUUUCUAUAUGUGUGCAUUUGGCAUAUUUUCAAUAUUUAAGACAUUUUGUUUUACAAUACGUAUAUUUUCUGAUGUCAAGCUACAGUUUGCCAUAAAAUUAUCCUGCAUCGUAUAUACUGUAGAUUAUGAUAUCAGCAUAGAGACAUAGGUGCCUUGCUAAUUAACCAUAUGCAAACUGUCAGCCGACUUUAAAUUAAAUUAAGCUACGUAAUGAUUGGGAAGCAUAUAAUAAUAAUUGCCUUAACCUUUACACAUGAUCGCACUGUUCCCUAUAAUUUACACUGCAUAUAGAAAAAUUGACAAGUUAUUUUAAAUAAGUUUUAUUUGUGAUUUAGCAAUAUUAUAUAUUGUGUCACGAAUUAUCCAAACCUGUAGGUUUCUAUCAUCCGUGGACCCGGUGGAAUGCUUGCUUUAGGAGUGGUAAUAAAGAAAUAAAAACAAGAAAUCGAACCUGCUCAACCAAAGACCAAUGUCGUCAUUUAGGUGAAAAUGUACAGCAUGAGGAGUGCAAGCGUGCUGUUGACGACGAUGAUGAUGGUAGGUAUAAAACAUCAGUUACGAAAAGAAAAGAUUCCGUUUGACCAUGCAUCCUAAGCCUCAAUCCGUCUCGAUUAUUUGAGGGUUUUCGUUGGAUUGUCCUACAAGUGCAAGUCAUGCCAUUGCAUGACAUUUAAAAUCCUCAAAAGCAAAACUGUCUAGCAUGCCAUUUUCAGUUGAGAAAUUCAUUUAAUUCUGACUUAUGGCCAGUCUAUACCAUUACUUGCUGCGAUUUCAAUCAAGGCCGAAUUUUUUUAUGCUGAUCGUGAUGACUAUGGCUAUAUGAAAUCGCCAGACAUAUAAACACCUGCGAUUUAUCUGCAAUUUUAGUGCAACUUCACUGCGCCAAAUUGUAAACAUUUCAAUCUUGCUUGAAAUUUAUCAAAACUCGCUGCGUUUGUUUUUUUAAAAUGCAAUUAAAAUACGACUGUUACUCCUAAACUAUCAUAUUUAAUCAUAGUAAAUAUUAUAAAAAAGGCUGAACUGAAAGGGAUAGCAGAUAAUCUUCAAAAGCAAUUUGCGUAAAUGAAUUGCAUGGCUGAACAACUAGAAUUCAUUUUAUUUCAAGGACUAGUAAGUUGAACAGUUUACCGGCAAAUAGUAAUUCAUUUACAAAGCUCAGUGGAAUUGCAUUCACCGAUUCACGUCCCAACGUUUCGACACUCCAGUCUAGUGUUUUCAUCUGACACUAGAUUGGAGUGUGAAACGUUGCAUGCAAUUCGACUGAGCUUUGCAUUAAUUUAUAAAAAAUAGAAUAUAAAUUUCUUGCUUGCCCUGAACACACAAACUUUAAAUAAUUAAAUUCAUGCUUUUAUUUUUUAUUUUCCGUUUUUGUAUAGAUGACAGCAAAACUGUGGAGUUUUAUCUUUCUGUUGUUGGACUGCCUGUUCUUGUUUUACUGCUGAUUAUUGUGGCUAUUUCUUUGUGUUGUUACUUCGUGCGCAAGAAAAAUAAAUCUGAAGCUGCUGGCAAACCUCAUUCCACUACUCAUGUUAACAACGCAUAUGUCAUAAGUUAG
Molecule: messenger RNA, 4521 nt
Organism: Paramuricea clavata
Lineage: Eukaryota; Metazoa; Cnidaria; Anthozoa; Malacalcyonacea; Plexauridae
Source: the annotation of a GenBank genome assembly